UUUGCGCUGCAGUCCGCGGAGAUGCUGAUGCUGAGGCAGAGCCCGUGUUGACUCGCAGCUAGCUUUGGUUGAUUUUUAGUUUAAUCUCAAUGUUUCUCGAGAUGUUGUGUGUUCUGAGGCUGCAGCCUUACUUUGACCUGUGUGUGGGCGCGGUGCUCUUGGUUUUAGCAGGUCUGCAGCAGGUGGAAGCCGACUCCGCAGCCUCUGCCUCCGGCUCUGAGUCCGACAUGGCCAGCCUGAACUGGAAGCCCUUCAUUUAUGGGGGAAUGGCCUCGAUUGUCGCAGAAUUUGGCACGUUCCCUAUAGAUUUGACCAAGACACGGCUGCAGGUCCAGGGCCAGUCCCAGUACACAGAGGUGCGGUACAGGGGUAUGUUCCAUGCACUAUUCAGGAUCGGCAAAGAGGAGGGCGUCCGGGCACUCUACUCAGGGAUUUCUCCAGCUCUGCUAAGACAGGCCUCGUAUGGGACCAUCAAGAUCGGGACCUACAACACUCUGAAACGCCUCUUCGUCAGCCGCCCAGAAGAUGAGACAAUGGUGAUAAACGUGUUUUGUGGAGUGGUGUCUGGAGUCCUGUCCUCAUCUUUGGCAAACCCCACAGACGUCCUCAAGAUCCGAAUGCAGGCUCAGGGAAGUCUGCUGCAGGGGAGCAUGAUGUCCAACUUCAUCAACAUCUACCAGACAGAAGGCACCCGGGGUCUGUGGAGGGGCGUGAUUCCCACAGCUCAACGUGCCGCCAUUGUUGUUGGUGUAGAACUUCCUGUUUAUGACAUCACCAAGAAACACCUCCUACGCUCCGGCCUCAUGGGAGACACCAUCCUGGCUCAUUUCAUCUCCAGUUUUACGUGUGGCCUCGCGGGGGCGCUGGCGUCCAACCCUGUGGAUGUGGUGAGGACGCGGAUGAUGAAUCAGCGUGUCCUGUCCGGGGCGCCACUGUACAAAGGCACCAUGGACGGCGUGAUGCAGACCUGGAAGAACGAGGGAUUCUUUGCUCUCUACAAAGGCUUCUGGCCCAACUGGCUCCGGCUCGGACCUUGGAACAUCAUCUUCUUCAUCACAUUUGAGCAGCUGAAGAAACUCCCAUUUUAAGCUGAAGGGCUGAAGUUUGUAUCUCACACAUUUGUCACAUCACUGGAGCCUGCAGCCUCCCAUGCAGCUCAUAUUUUAUUUACCUCCAUUUGGAAAGACUUGAAUCUCUCUCCUUUGACUGACACUCCCAAGAAGCUACCAACCCAUGAUAAGUCACCACACACUUCUGUACUGUGUAGAUAAUGUACAGAUUUCAAACACAGACCUGAAGUAGGCCAAUGUGAAUAGAAUUUUAAUUGUAAAUCAUGAAGUUUAUACAAAUUUAUUUAUAGUUUGGUGUGUGUUUGAAUUAAAUACUAUUUAUUCUAGUUUUAUGAGUUACAGAAAUGACCUAUACACUAGGUUUUUGAAUAGGGCUGCAAAAUUAAUCACAAUCAAAUUUGAAUGGACACAGGCAAAUGAACAAGGCUGCAAUGUUUGAAGUAUUCCUAUUUUCUCCACAAACAACAAAAUCUCCUGUCUUAUUCUGCAUGAAAACUGAUAACCCUGUAGUUUAGAUCUGUACAAACAUGUUCUGAAAUGUGAUUCUUGUAUAUGUUUGUCAGUCUUUUUGUCAAUUGAGGGAGGCAACAGUAGCAGUAGACAGUAACAUAAAAACGUCAUUGGUAGAGCAAUCAGAUCCACUAACCCACAGACUGGCACUGCAAUUCUAGCACCCACAGAUUAAUGCUGUUGUUGUGUCCUUGGGCAAGACACUUAACCCACCUCCUCCCCAGUGCCUGCGUACACUGGUGUAGAGAGUGUGUGUAUGUGAAUGGGUGAGUGGUUCCUUGAAAAAGCGCUUUGAAGGUAGAAAAGUGCCAUGUAAAAAUAUGAACCGAAUCCUCUUAUUAAAACAAAAAAUCUAAUCACAGUCGCAAUGUUGACCAAAAAAUUGCUGUUAGAGAAUUUUUCCAAAUCUUGCAGCCCUAUUUUGAAAAAUAUUAGGUUUAUAUACAACUACAUUAGUGACACCGUCUAUAGACACUGGAUACACAAAGUCCUAAAAUCCAACAGAAAACUCCAAGU
Messenger RNA from Periophthalmus magnuspinnatus, 2096 nucleotides. RefSeq names its product brain mitochondrial carrier protein 1. Gene Ontology annotation, biological process: mitochondrial transport. The transcript is spliced from 8 exons. The record is from RefSeq and is a predicted model, not a curated record. The coding region runs from base 90 to 1088 and encodes 332 amino acids. Gene Ontology annotation, cellular component: mitochondrial membrane. Lineage: Eukaryota; Metazoa; Chordata; Actinopteri; Gobiiformes; Gobiidae.